Caenorhabditis auriculariae is the source of this 2314-nucleotide messenger RNA. The record is from the annotation of a GenBank genome assembly. NCBI's taxonomy places the organism in Eukaryota, Metazoa, Nematoda, Chromadorea, Rhabditida, Rhabditidae.
AUGAAGUACUUCCUGCCUCUUGUCUUCAUCGUUCUAGAUGUGUUCCAAAAUGGAGGUUUGAAAUCCCUAUUUUGUCGUUCUGUAACAUGGGUCUGUGCGUCCACCGUGGCGCAACGAGUAAUCAUAACAAGUUUGCUCCAACGCAGAAAAUUUAUCUUAUCAGUUUUUAAAGUUUUAUCACAUGAAAACUUUGUUUUUUGAUCAUCUAUUAUGGUUUGUGGAUCAAUUCUUGUAGCCUUGAUCAUGAAAAAGAAACAAACAACUAGCUUACUAAGAAGGCUACAAAUAUGCGUUUGACAUUUUAUCAAAUCAUAAUUUAUGACGAUUGAAAAUUUUUAUAUAAGAAUUUUUUAAUUUGUAACUGCGUUUCAGCAUUAGCGGGUAUGACAAGUAUCACUCUUCACGGCGUAACGGAUACAUUAUCACCCGAAUACCAAAAAGUAUGUAUUAAUUGAUUGUUUUUUUCGUUGAUUAAAUAUAUAUAUCCAUUAGAAUUUCUUGUUUUUCUUAUGGCCGAUCAUCAAGAAAAAAAUGGAACUUGUUCUAAAACGCAAAAAAAAAUGAAUCAGCUGUUGCGGAGAAACUUUGGUUGCCCCCAACUUUUUUUUUUCAUUUCGAAAUAUGCACCGUUUCUCAGUUGAAAACGCUAUAAAAGCCGUAAUAAUUUUGAAGGCAUUAGUGUCGUUCAUCACCUCAGAAAAAAAGUUAAAUGUUGCCUCAAUGAAAUAACUUCUCAUGUCUUUUUUAUCAUUUUCAGUACGGGGACGCUUUAGAAAUCGUUGUCGCAGCGUUCCGCGAAUUCGAAGCCCUUUUCAAUGACCCAGACUACCAUGCGCGGCGUGGUUGGUACAUGGACUACGAAAACAGCGAAGGAGACGUUGCCUACUCGAAAAAUACGCCAUUGGGGAAGAUGAUCACCGUCAGGGUAUGUCUCGUUUUAAUAAAUUUAAAAAGUGAUUAUUUUGCUUGGAAUCGCUAUAGUUGACAAAUAUCCUGAAAGUAAAACUGCAAGUUUUUUCUAAUGAAUGAACUCCGCGAUGCUCACUUCGCUGGAUAUUUUUGAAUAAAAUAAAGCUUUGAAGAUUCCAUUUCUAAAAAAAGUUGUGCAAGUUGCGAGUCCCAGAACCUUCACCUAGCCCGAGUAAAAUUACCACACUUGCCAGAAUAAGAAAAUCUAUCUUUUUCGUUGCGGUUCUGAUUGAAAAUGCCAUCAAAUAUUGAAGACGGAAUUACCUCUGACGCCCGAAGACGUGAUGAACGAAACGUGGCACCAGAUGCCGGAUUUGCCGGUGUGGAACGACAAAAUCAAAUACGCUCAGGUCGUCGCGGCUCCCACGGAGAACUUUGACAUCGUGGCCGUCAGUUUUUCUUUCCGAGUGGCAUUUUAAAAUAAUUUAUGGUUUAGUACGGAAGCAACAAUGUUUUGAUCGCAAGCGGACGCGAUUUCGUUUCGGCGCGGCUCCGUCGGAAGACUGAAAACGGCCACAUGCUCGUUUCGCGGAGCGUAGAUGUCGAGGUUCCCGGACUCGAAUCCGUGGAUGGAAGAGUUCGGUUAGUGAUUUUUGACAGCGUUGUAUGUACAUUUAUGGGACUAUGCAGACCUGAAAUCGUUUUGGAAGAGGAAGAUAGAAAAAGCUAUGAAAAAGAAGAGACCGAAGACCGAUAAAAUGAUCGGCCAGUAAUUAAAAAGGAAAAAAGGUCAUUAUAUUUUUGAGAAUAUUUUUAGAGUUAUACUUAAUUUUGAAAUUUUCCUCGAAAAGCUUACAAGGAAGGCGAUUCUACUUUACGGUCAGGAAUUUCCUGGAAGUUGGCCAAAACGACCCUUAUUCACCAGAAAAAUAUUCGGAGAGUCUCAACCUGCAAAACUUCCUCGUUUUUGAGGAAAGAUGCCUCGAACUCAAAGAAAACCCUCAAAGCCUAUAAAAGUAGGCUGUCCUGAAAACUAUGAAGCUGUGCAGGUUGAGACUUCCAGGAUUUUUUUUUCUGGUACACCAAGGGGUGUUUUGGUCGAUUUUCUUUUUUUUUCUUUUUUUUCCGCAUUUUGUUGCGUACGAAUCUGAAUUUCACUCCCACAACAGCCGUUCCUUGCAGGGCGCAUCUGCACCUCGCCGGCGUCUGUUUCCAGCCACAUCCGAAGAAACCCGGUCACACUUUGACGAACGUCGUGAUGCUGGUCGACCUCAAGGGAAUGCUGCCGACUUUCGCCGUCAACCGAGUCCUCGGCAGAAUCGCCCUCCUCGACGCCGUCACCAACCGACAUCACUUCAACGAUGUCAAAAAGCGUUUGGACGCCGAGCGAUCACUCAAACCUUGA